Molecule: messenger RNA, 1146 nt
Organism: Desarmillaria tabescens
Lineage: Eukaryota; Fungi; Basidiomycota; Agaricomycetes; Agaricales; Physalacriaceae
Exons: 4
Molecular function (GO): protein binding
Source: RefSeq, a predicted model, not a curated record
AUGCCUACACUAUGCUCGGUCCCCGUCGAGCUCAUAUGUCAUAUUCUGGGUUUUCUGAACGUCGACCACCUGCUGAGAUGUCUCUUGAUAAACACCCACAUUCAUCGCAUUAUAAUGCAGUCAUCCCGACUUCAAUUCACUAUUGAGCUUGCCAAGUAUCGUAUGGAAUCCGACCUUGAGGAUUCGACUUUGCACCCUUUCGUCAAGCGCCUGAACUGCCUCCGCGACCGGGAGCACUCGUGGCGAAGUAUUACCUGGAAGCGCCACUAUCGGCUUGGCCUGCCCUCCGUAGCGUCUAUCUACGAGUUUGUUGGAGGAAUUUACGGGAACGGAAGAGAGCAUGGGAAACGCGAGCCUAUCCCGGCUAUCUCCUUCUUUGAACUGCCUUUCUCCGGGUGUGACACAGGAGAGUAUAGGAUGUGGACUCAUGCAUUUGAAAACAUCCGUAUCUUGGACUUCACAAUCGACCCCUCACAGGAUCUCUUGGUUCUGGUCACUAGAGCGCCUACCGAAUCCAAAUUCGUCUUUGAGGUUCAUCUUCGCACACUUUCAGCGAAUGAUCCUUAUCCGAAAGCUGCCGCACCCAUACUGCCUUGCUUCCCCAAGGAUCUGGUCUCAAUGCCACUUUCAAAUUCCAUAGGCGCCAUCCGUGUUCAGAUUUCCGGCGAUCUGAUCGGGUUUUUGAUGAAAGAAAUGGACACUAUUGAGGUCUGGCAUCCCGCCUCAGGAUUCUGCUCAUCGUUUGUAUUACCGUCGGGGAUAGACGAUUUCACGUUUCUUUCUCAGACGUCCUUUUUGAUCGUCCGCCCGCUCGGCUACUUGGAAGUCUACCAAUUCCACACUCCGACGGGCUCCUCCCCUCCGCCGGUUCUAUUGGGAUCCUUUUCGUUCCCGCCGCUGUCCGAAGGAUUCUCCUUCUGGCAUUGCUCUUUGAGUGGAAACCCAUCCCCCGGGUAUGUUCCUCGUAGCCAACCCGGCGUCAAUAGCAAUGUCAUCAACAGCGUCUAUCAUCCAUCAUUAGCGGACCGUGUCCUGGCCUGCUGCAUCUACAUCCUGGAACCGUCCCCUGAUCCUGCUCGGCAUCGCGUACAUUCUUUUGUAUUCUUCUUUCACGUGAACCUUUUCCUUGAGAAUAAUCCACAUUCG